Molecule: messenger RNA, 829 nt
Organism: Arabidopsis lyrata subsp. lyrata
Lineage: Eukaryota; Viridiplantae; Streptophyta; Magnoliopsida; Brassicales; Brassicaceae
Exons: 6
Coding region: 296-715 (139 amino acids)
Biological process (GO): transcription initiation at RNA polymerase III promoter
Cellular component (GO): RNA polymerase III complex
Molecular function (GO): nucleotide binding
Source: RefSeq, a predicted model, not a curated record
AGGGUUCUUGCCCUUUUGCUUCUUUGACAAAUUCUGUUCCUUUCUUUCGUAUUCUCACGGACGAACAAACCCCAAGAACGAGAGCUCAUGAUUGAGAUUGUGGCCUUUGAGUAAAUGAUUCACUGCUCAGCUAGAGACAAUUGUGUUGGUAACCCAUAAAUUGCAGGAGCAAAAACUCUGAUUUUGGAGCAUCGUUUGUGUUCUCUUCCCAUAUUGUUAAACAAUUUCGUUUGGUUGGAAACAGAUUCAAGAAACUUGCUUCUGGUGGUUAAAGUCUCUCUGCUCAACCUAAGAGAUGAAAAUAGUGAAGGCAAAUGCAGGAGCACUUACCAAUUUCGAAGUGCUUGACUUCUUAAACUCAAGAGGUGCAUCAAAAGAUACUACAAGAGUUAUUGCUCCAAUUGCUAGAUCAGAAUACAAGGUUUAUGAUUAUUUGGUGGAGACUGCUGCUUCCACUCAAACACGAGAGAGCGUUACCAAAUUCGCAGACAAGUGCAAAGAUUUCAAAGUCGCCAAAGCUGAGAUUCUCAAUAUCAUCAAUCUCCGGCCUUCCUCUAUUGUCGAACUGUUACCGAUCAUAGAGACACCGGAUGAUCGAGAAAUCGACACAGAUGGGAUAUUAGAGCUUGUGAAGGAUUUGCUACCGCUUCUGCCAACAACUGAAACUCAUAAAGAUAAUGACAAAGAAGAAACUGACAACGUUGAACAGUCGUGACUUGCAAAUGAAGUUUUGAGUUUGUUAUCUUUUAACUAUAAGAAUUUUUUUAUUUUUUAUUUUGUAACAUCGACUUAACGUUUAUAUAUCAACUAUAUGGAGUUGCAAGAUCCA